Messenger RNA from Cucurbita moschata (crookneck pumpkin), 1799 nucleotides. RefSeq names its product nudix hydrolase 7-like. Lineage: Eukaryota; Viridiplantae; Streptophyta; Magnoliopsida; Cucurbitales; Cucurbitaceae. The transcript has 10 exons. The coding region runs from base 396 to 1433 and encodes 345 amino acids. The record is from RefSeq and is a predicted model, not a curated record. Gene Ontology annotation, molecular function: NAD binding; ADP-ribose diphosphatase activity; NADH pyrophosphatase activity.
AAUGAAAAGUUCUUCUAACUUUUUCGGAAGUGAACUGAAAAAAUAUAUGAAUUGAGAAUCAAAAUGAGCAAUAAAUUUAAGAAGCGAUCAAUUCCAAGUAAAAAUCCUAAACCGAAUUCAUAUUCAUUUCGUCAAGCUUCUUCAAUUUGGAAUUUGCAAGAAGAAUUAGGGACAUAUUUUCGUGUUUGAAGGUGAAAUCUUCCAAGAAAUUCCGAAGAAAAGAAAAAGGCCACAAUCAGGUCGCGCAGAACGCACCAUUGAUUCGUGGAAGAACGAAUCAACGCGGCGUCAUCAGUACUGAUUACUCUUCAAAUCUUCGCAUAUUCAAUGGAAGCUUCAAAGUCUUUGAACCGAAAUUCAAGCGAGAUUAGGCUUUUGUUGGUUGAUUUUCCUUCAUGUGGAGGCUUAAGAGUAAUAAACUAUAUCCUUGUCUCUCCGUACAUAAAGCGUUUUGGUCUCCAAUGGCCUCCGCUGCACUUCAUCCCUCGUCGAAUCCAGUUUCCUUGAACUAUCCGUCGUCUUCUCUUUUGGGCAUUAUAACACUUGCGGCUUCAUAUUUAUCAAACAAAACUCCAUCUCUUAGCCGAGGCAUGUCUUCUUCAUCAACUUCAUUGGCAAUUUCUGAGAACGAGACUCCUCUGGAUAACAUUGAACAGCUUGAAUUAUUGCCUGGAGUUUAUGAUAAUUAUGAAGGAGUUAUUGUGGAAAUGAAGGAUCCUAUGGAUCCAAAUGAAUUUGGUUCUUUGCUAAGAGCUUCAUUAUCUCAAUGGAAACAACUGGGUAAGAGGGGUAUUUGGAUCAAGUUGCCUAUUAAACUUGCAAAUCUUAUUGAAGUUGUUGUUAAGGAAGGGUUUGUUUUCCACCAUGCCGAACCUGAUUACCUAAUGCUCGUGCGAUGGAUCUCUGAAACUACAAAUAGUAUUCCUGCUAAUGCUUCUCAUCGUGUGGGCAUCGGUGCGUUUGUAAUGAAUAGUAAUCGAGAGGUGCUAGUGGUUCAAGAGAUCAGUGGCAAAUUCAAAGGUACAGGAGUUUGGAAGUUACCAACUGGAGUGGUUAAUGAGGGAGAGGAUAUUUGUGAAGCAGCAAUUAGAGAAGUAAAAGAAGAGACUGGUGUUGAUGCAGAAUUUGUAGAAGUGUUAGCAUUCAGGCAAAGCCACAGGUCAUUCUUUACAAAAUCGGAUUUGUUUUUCGUAUGCAUGUUACAACCGCGCUCCUUUGCCGUUCAAAAGCAAAAUUCAGAAAUUGAGGCAGCCAAGUGGAUGCCCAUUGAUGAAUAUGCAGAUCAAACCUUCGUUAAAAAGAACUCGGGUUUCGACUACGUGGCAAAAGUAUGUUUAGCAAAAGCGAACAACAAUUAUACCGGCCUCUCGGCGAUACCUACAUAUUCUUCCUCUGGUAAAAAGACUUACCUGUAUUCAAAACUGGACAUCUGAACUCCCGAUACCUGGGGAAAGGCUAUCUCUACUCCAACAGCAACAAUGAUACCUUCCUCUAGCCUCUGCAUUCCAAGAAGCUGAAAGGAAUCUGUGGAGUCAUUGUGUGUGUAGAUCAUGUCGUACCAUAAAACCAUCUUUACACGUUCGGGUUUUGGGGUUCGAGAAAAUUUCUAGUACCGAUAAUUUGUUGGUAAAUAGUUAGUCACAUGACUUGUCGAUUUGAUGCAUUCAAUAUUGUUUCUUAAAUGUUGACAAUAAGGGUGAAGAGUUAAUAAGAUGCUCAGAAUGGUACUAAAAUAAUGUACCAUAGAAUAUUUGAAGUACUUUUUUUAAUUGUAAUGCCAACUAUUUGUUGAGUUUAAA